AUGAAAGGCAAGUCACGCCUGACCAACCGCAUCUCCUUCUAUGACCAGGCAAUAAUAAAUAGCACUAUCACCCCCAACAUGACAUUUACUAAAACAUCCCAGAAGUUUGGCCAAUGGGCAGACAGCAGGGCGAAUACAGUCUAUGGCUUGGGAUUUUCAUCUGAACAUCAUCUUUCAAAAUUUGCAGAAAAAUUUCAGGAAUUCAAAGAAGCUGCACGACUAGCAAAGGAAAAAUCCCAAGAAAAGAUGGAGCUAACAAGUACACCCUCUCAAGAAUCAGCUGGAGGGGAUAUUCAGUCUCCUUUAACGCCAGAAACUAUUAACGGGACAGAUGAUGAGAGAGUGACACCAGAAGUGAUGCAGAACUCGGACCCAAGGGCUGAACCAACCCAGAACACAUUGCCAUUUAUUCAUAGUUUGACAGUCAGCAAGCAUUGGGAGGCAGAACUGGCCGCGCUCAAAGGUAAUAAUGCUAAGCUCACAGCAGCCCUUCUGGAAUCCACUGCCAAUGUAAAACAAUGGAAACAACAGCUUGCUGCAUAUCAGGAGGAAGCAGAACGUCUUCAUAAGCGGGUAACUGAGCUAGAAUGUGUAAGCAGUCAAGCCAAUGUAGUCCACACACAUAAAACAGAAUUAAACCAGACAAUACAGGAAUUUGAAUCUACAUUGAAGAAAAAACAAGAGGAAAUAGAAAGACUGAAACAAGAAAUUGACAGUGCCAGAGAGCUCCAGGCACAGAGGGAUUCUUUGACUCAGAAGUUACAGGAAGUAGAAAUUCGAAACAAAGACCUGGAAGGCCAGCUCUCUGAUCUAGAGCAACGUCUGGAGAAAAGUCAGAAUGAGCAAGAAGCUUUUCACAAUAACUUGAAGACACUUUUAGAAAAUCUUGAUGGAAAAAUAUUUGAACUGACCGAGUUACGAGAUAACUUGGCCAAGCUAAUAGAAUGCAGCUAAAGAAAAUGGGAUUUCAGUGCCAAUCAGCUUAAAGAUGCAGUCUCUCUUUGUAGGACUGUCUUGAGCUCUGCAUCUAAUUUUGUGCAACUUUUAAAAUGCUUCUCUGAGAGGGCUUAUUUUAAAUUUGAGUCAUACUUCAAUGUAAAAUUUAGAACUCAGCUUGAAGCUAGCUGAAGAAAAAAACACCACCAACAAAAAAAACUUGAAUUACAAAUUACCUCCUUGUACAUUAUUGGGCAUAGAUAACUUGAAAGAUAUUAACAGUAAUUGAAUGCAAUCCUUUUCUAAUUCUCAGUGAUGGAAGAAGUAGUAGUGGCCCAGGUUACAUCUUCUUUUUGUAAUAGACACAAUAUAGGUUAUCUGCUGUUUUAUUUAUUCAAGAUAUUUAAUUUGUUCAAAAACUUAGUGCUGAUGGCCCUGUAUUUUGUUGUUCUUAAUUUCUCAGGAUAUUUUACACUGUGGAGAAGCAGUGCCAUUACUAAUUUAUUCUUCCCAGGUGUGAGAGUUGCAUCUUUAAUUGAAACAAAGUUACUAUAACUGCUUGUAUAAAGUUCUUCCUUUUGGGGUUUCUGUUUGUUUGGUUGUUUUAUAUAUAUACUGGAAAUGCUGUAUUUCUUUAUGGAGCUUACUCUGAUGUUCUACAAUACUGACCAAUGUAAGGUUUACUUUUUCAUAUGAAUUCUAUGUAAUUACAGUGCGAUAUUUCCACUUAACUAUGUUUUGAAGCCAACCAAUGAUAUCAGGUGAGUCCCUCAGAAAAAAAAAAAAAGGAGAAUUUGACAUGCACAAAUAACAA
Messenger RNA from Cygnus olor (mute swan), 1750 nucleotides. Its product is annotated as homer protein homolog 1-like. Gene Ontology annotation, biological process: G protein-coupled glutamate receptor signaling pathway; regulation of store-operated calcium entry. The transcript has 8 exons. NCBI's taxonomy places the organism in Eukaryota, Metazoa, Chordata, Aves, Anseriformes, Anatidae. The coding region runs from base 1 to 954 and encodes 317 amino acids. Gene Ontology annotation, cellular component: postsynaptic density; dendrite; cytoplasm. The record is from RefSeq and is a predicted model, not a curated record. Gene Ontology annotation, molecular function: G protein-coupled glutamate receptor binding.